UCUGAAGCCCCGCCUCCCCCCACAGCUAACCGAACGGGAGAUUGUUUUCCUCUCGGGGAGAUUUUUCACUUUGCAGCCCACAGCUUCAAUUGUUUAUUUUAAAAUCACACGCCACUGAUAAGUUGCUUUUAGCACACACGCCACUUUGGUAUCUUCCCCGGCCAGAGGUGUAGCGGCUAAACCCUCCAAUAACGGAUUAAUCCAAGCAGCGUUGGGAUCUUCAGCUCGCUCUUUAGGAGAGGGGUCUCUCAGCUCUUAGGAGUAUGAGUUCAUAAUGAAGCGGCGACUGGAGGAUCAGGAAACGGUUUUUACGCCCCAGCAGCGGCGCCUUGCUGGCAACGCGGAGGCUUUCCAGCAUCGUGUGCUGGCCCCUGCUCCAGCCCCAGCUGUGUAUGAGGCCGUGACUGACAACAUGCAGCCUACAGCAGGCGUCCAGUACUCCGUCCCCCAGGGAUACCAGGUUCCUACGGUAGCCCAGAACAGUGGCGGGCAUGGGCACGCUCCGAGCCCAGCCAUGCAUGCUGGGUCCCACCAUCACAACCCGGCAGUCCAGCCCCAUGGGCCCUCAGUGUUGUCAGGGCAUAGCCACACGGCUGCUCCUCAAGCCUCUGCACAGGGCCAGCAGCAGUUCCAGAGGCUCAAGGUGGAAGAUGCUUUGUCCUACUUGGACCAAGUGAAACUGCAGUUUGGCAACCAGCCUCAGGUCUACAAUGACUUUCUGGAUAUAAUGAAAGAAUUCAAGUCUCAAAGUAUUGACACCCCUGGGGUCAUCAGCAGAGUGUCACAGCUCUUCAAAGGUCACCCCGACCUCAUCAUGGGCUUCAACACCUUCCUGCCACCCGGCUACAAGAUUGAGGUCCAGACCAACGACCUGGUCAAUGUGACCACGCCUGGUCAGAUCCACCAUAUCACCCCACAUGGUAUUUCAGUCCAGAACAUCCCCAUAACAGGAGCAGCUACCCAACAUCCGGCCCAGCUCCCGCCUGCUGCAACCACCACCGCCCCACCCCUUUUGACACAGCCCACCUCUGCCAAGAUGAGCAAACCUCUUCAGCCCCAGGCGUUGACACCGAGCAGUCAGAGCAAUCCGUCCAUCCCUGCGUACACCUCUCCUCGCUCCCCGCCCAUGCAGCUCCACCCACCACUCAGCGGGACCCCCACUGGGCCGCCCAUUCAGAACAACCAGCCUGUGGAGUUCAACCACGCUAUAAAUUAUGUCAAUAAGAUCAAGAACCGCUUCCAGGGUCAGCCAGACAUCUACAAAGCCUUCCUGGAGAUCCUGCACACGUACCAGAAGGAGCAGCGUAAUGCUAAGGAGGCUGGUGGGAACUACACACCGGCUCUCACGGAGCAGGAGGUGUACGCUCAGGUGGCUAGGCUCUUCAAGAACCAAGAAGACCUGCUCUCAGAGUUCGGGCAAUUUCUCCCUGACGCCAACAGUUCAGUGGUGAGCAAAGUGCUGCUAAGUAAGACGACGGCCGAGAAGGCAGAAUCUGUACGGAACGACCACGGCGGCACAGCCAAAAAGCUGCAGCUCAACAACAAACAGAGGCCCAAUCAGAACGGCUGCCAGAUCCGUCGUCAUCCUACUCCGGGGGGCGCACCUACCGUCAAGAAGAAGCCCAAGUUGCUGAAUUUGAAAGAUUCCUCGGUGGCAGAAGCCAGCAAGCAUGGAGUCGGAACUGAAUCUCUGUUCUUUGAGAAGGUGCGCAAAGCCUUGCGAAGUGCAGAGGCCUACGACAACUUCUUGCGGUGUCUGUUCAUCUUUAAUCAGGAGGUGAUCUCCAGGGCUGAACUAGUGCAGCUGGUGCUGCCCUUUUUAGGGAAAUUCCCUGAGCUGUUCAACUGGUUUAAAAACUUCCUGGGAUAUCGAGAAAUGUCCCACAUCGAAACGUACCCUAAAGAACGGGCCACUGAGGGCAUCGCCAUGGAGAUUGAUUAUGCUUCCUGUAAGAGACUAGGCUCCAGUUACAGAGCUCUGCCCAAAAGCUACCAACAGCCCAAGUGCACCGGCAGAACUCCACUUUGUAAAGAGGUCUUAAAUGACACCUGGGUCUCCUUCCCCUCCUGGUCUGAGGACUCCACGUUUGUCAGCUCCAAGAAGACUCAGUACGAGGAGCAUAUUUACAGAUGUGAGGAUGAACGCUUUGAGUUGGAUGUUGUACUGGAGACCAACCUGGCUACCAUCAGAGUCCUGGAGACAGUACAGAGGAAGUUGUCCCGCAUGUCUGCGGAGGAGCAGGCUAAGUUCCGCUUGGACAGCACGCUGGGCGGCUCCUCGGAGGUCGUACACCGCAAGGCCAUCCAGAGGAUAUACGGAGACAAGGCGCCCGACAUCAUCGAUGGCCUGAAGAAAAACCCUGCUGUUUCUGUCCCCAUCGUGCUAAAGAGCUCGACCAUCAAGGCAUCAACUUCAAACAGAACGACACCAAAGUGCUUCGAUCCAAGUCCCUGCUGAAUGAAAUCGAAAGCAUUUAUGAUGAGCGCCAGGAGCAGGCAUCUGAGGAGAACGCCACCCCACCCACAGGCCCCCACCUGAUGCUGGCGUACGAGGACAGCCAGAUCCUGGAGGACGCCGCAGCGCUCAUCAUCCACCACGUCAAGCGGCAGACCAGCAUUCAGAAGGAGGACAAAUACAAGAUCAAACAGAUCAUCUACCACUUCAUCCCCGACAUGCUCUUCGCUCAGCGGGGCGAGCUCUCCGACGUGGAGGAGGAGGAGGAGGAAGAGGAGAUGGAUCUGGAGGAAGGCGCCUCCAAAAAGCACAACGGCGUCCCCGGCAGCGGCAGCCCUUCCAAGUCCAAGCUGCUGUUCAGCAACACGGCGGCACAGAAGCUGCGCGGCUGUGACGACGCCUACAACCUCUUCUACGUCAACAACAACUGGUACAUCUUCCUGCGACUGCACCAGACGUUGUGCUCGCGUUUGCUGCGGCUGUACGGGCAGGCGGAGCGCCAGAUCGAAGAAGAGGUCAGAGAACGAGACUGGGAGAGGGAAGUCCUGGGACUGAAGAAGGAGAAGAACGACAAUCCAGCCAUCCAGCUGAGACUGAAGGAGCCCAUGGACAUCGAGGUGGAAGAUUACUACUCAGCCUUCUUGGAGAUGGUUAAGAAUUUGCUGGAUGGAAAUAUGGAGGCUUCGCAGUACGAAGACUCGCUGAGGGAAAUGUUCACCAUUCACGCUUACAUCGCCUUCACGAUGGACAAGCUCAUCCAAAGCAUCGUCCGGCAGCUCCAGCACAUCGUGAGUGAUGAGAUCUGUGUCCAGGUAACGGACCUCUACCUCUCAGAAAGCGCUAACAGCGCCAGCGGAGGAGCCAUGUCCACCCAGUCUUCACGGAGCUCCGCAGAGACCAUCUACCAGCGGAAAGCCGAGCAUCUCAUGUCUGACGAGAACUGCUUCAAGGUUAUGUUUUUGAGGAACAGAGCGCAGGUUCAGCUCACAGUGGAGCUGCUCGACACGGAGGAGGAGAACUCAGACGAGCCGAUGGAGGCUGAGCGUUGGUCUGAUUAUGUGGGACGCUACUUAAACCCAGACUCCACCACACCUGAGUUGAGGGAGCACCUCGCUCAGAAGCCAGUUUUCCUUCCCAGGAAUCUGAGGCGGAUCAGGAAGUACCAGAAGGGUCGAGAGCAGCUGGACAAAGAGGCCUGCGAGGGUGGGAAAAAAUCCCUGGAAAAGGAGAAAAUGGAGUGCAUGUUCAAACUCAACUCGUACAAGAUGGUUUAUGUCUUUAAGUCUGAGGAUUACAUGUACCGACGCACUGCCCUGCUGCGAGCUCACCAGUCACACGAGAGGGUGAGCACACGCCUGCACAAACGCUUCCAGGCCUGGGUGGAUGCAUGGGUCAAGGAGCACGUCACCCGCGACAUGAACGCCGAGACCAAUAAGUGGCUGAUGGGUGAAGGCCGCGACGGCCUUUUACCCUGCACCACCACCCGCCAGCCAGAGAUCCUUCACUUCAUGAACAUCAACAAGUAUCGCGUCAAAUACGGCACACCCAGCGUGGCGCCGUAGCUGAGGAGAAAGGGGGGGGGGAGGGAGAGAGAGAGAGAGAGACUGAUUUCUGGGGGUGUUUGGUCUGAAGUCAAACAGGUCAGGAGUAGAUGUAGGGACGAGGGCUUAUUAAUGUGUUUUUAAGGCCGACAUGGGAGCACAAUUAAGCUAGCUACCGUGUAUGUUGCACCCAGGGCGGCAGGAUUACUGAUUUUACCAGCGUUUUUAGCUGGGCCCCUUUUUUCGCAGGGCCUUUGGUGCCAAAACUUAGGAAUCGUCAUGAUCCAGUCGCAGACCUGAGCUCUUACCAGCACUCGGAGCCACUUCUAAAAACAAAACUUCCCUGAGCCUUUUCGACGGGGCUUAGCAGCGUAAACAGAUAGAGUGGUGCUUUUUGUACUUUAUUACAACUGAGCUUUGGUUUAGCUUUUGACUGGCCAUUUUUGCCUGAAGCCAUCAGAGUUAGAGCUCCAUCGAAAUCCAAUCAGAGAGAGAUUUCUUUAUGAUAGUGUUAAUACUACAGUAUCCAUGGAGAACAAUGUGGUGGACAAGUGCACUUAUUUAUGAAGAGGAAAAUGUUGUUUCAAAAGUUUUGUUUCCCAGAUUGAAGGUCUGGAGGGAGCACAACAGAGUCUGAGAGAUCUGGUUCAGACAUUCCUGCGUUAAGGCCAAAUCACAAUUAUGUACCUAUCACUAGACGGAAAGAGGGUGACGUUUCCUUUUCCAGAACACAUGGCAGCAUUAUUAGAAACUGUGCCUGAGCCCCAAACAGUAUUGUCGGGUUAACAUCAAAAAGCACUGUUGCGUUUAUGUAAAAGAAAAAAAAAGAAAACAAAACAAAAUAAUUAACCUCACAACACUGUUUGGUCUCAGACUGUAAAAUUGUAUAGCUUGUGAAUGUCAGAUACUGACAUGUAUUCCAGUGUAUGUGUUGUGUAUAUAUAUUAUAUAUAGUUCUAUUAACACAAAUGAUCCUCGCCGCCCGGGAAGUCAACCUUUUUAAACUGCCCUCCGCCAAUACACCAGCUUGUACACACACACACACACACAAACAAACACACACACACACACGUCUCAUUCUGGGAGGACUGUCCACAUGCCGCUCACAUUGUAAAUACACUGUAUAUAGUCUCAGACUUUUUAUGACAGAUCUGUGUUGUUGUGCUAGUAAUCCUUUCCAAGCUUACUGUGGACUUUAGUGAUAAAUGGCUAAAGUUAGUAUGUACAUGAAAAAGACAAAUGCAAGACCAUUUAUUACAGUUUUUACCAAAGGGAGUUGAUUAUAAAAAUAGCUCUUUUCCCCCUUUGUGUGUUCCUUUAUGUCUUUCUUUUUUAGUUUCUUUAGUAAAAACAUGUGGAAAAGUAGAAAUGUAUCCAGGUCUUUCAGUUUUUAUAUAUGAAAAUUAUUAUUAUUUUUUUCUUCUGAAUGUGACAUUUGGUUGGUAAAAAAUCACUGCCCCCUUUUGACAACAGACACCGUCCAACGUGAUGGUGGGACUCAUUUCAAAGUUCAGUGUUAAGAUGAAUGGGCUCCACAACGGUCUCACCUUGUGAUGCACGCUUCCCUCCCUGGAUAGAUUUCUGCUGCAAACAUCACCCCCCAACACCAUAUUUUUGAUAUUGGAAGAAGUCACACAAGCAUGUCUUUAGUCCCUUUAUUUAGACAUUAUUUAAAGUAAUAAUAAAAAUGACAUUUGUAGCCUA
Messenger RNA from Morone saxatilis (striped sea-bass), 5700 nucleotides. RefSeq names its product SIN3 transcription regulator family member Aa (gene sin3aa). Gene Ontology annotation, biological process: negative regulation of transcription by RNA polymerase II. Lineage: Eukaryota; Metazoa; Chordata; Actinopteri; Moronidae. Gene Ontology annotation, molecular function: transcription corepressor activity. Gene Ontology annotation, cellular component: chromatin. The record is from RefSeq and is a predicted model, not a curated record.